Messenger RNA from Haemonchus placei, 675 nucleotides. The record is from the annotation of a GenBank genome assembly. NCBI's taxonomy places the organism in Eukaryota, Metazoa, Nematoda, Chromadorea, Rhabditida, Trichostrongylidae.
AUGAAUGUAUUUCUCAAGACAACUUGUGUUACGCUAUUCCCGUCUAUACUAUUUGAACGUUUUAUCGCCUCCAACUACAUCGAUGAUUACGAGAAAAAAUCACGUCCAUGGGUGGUCAUUUUGGCAAUGGCUUUGUCAUUCGGCCUAUCUGCAGCCUACACAACUGCCCUAAUCUUUGGGUUCCUGGGCGUUGACAAAGUGAUAAUGUUUUCAAUUGGAGUGUGCAUUGUAUUCUCCAUAGUGUUCGUCACGUUGUAUCGACGCAAUCGCCGACGUCUCAAUAGAUUUGUUAUGAAAAAUCCUAACUGCUAUGAACUUAGCACCAGAUUUCAACUUGUCGAGAAUCUUCGAGCUCUCAAGAUAAUAAGGAACGCAUCUGUAGCCUUCACAAUCUGGCUGCCGUUACCAUGUGUAAUGGUAGUUUCAGCGCAUCUCUAUUUUCUACCGUAUACUGAUUCGGGUCGAAUCGUCUUCGCAUCCUUUGAAUUCGUGCUGUCACUAUCCAUCGCAGCUCUAUUCGUGUUUUCUGUAGUGGCUCUUGGGUCGACGUCAACAAUGGCUAAGAUGUUGAAUUGCGGGAGCAUGCUCCGAACGAAAGUCAACGAUGAAUACCAACAAUAUCGUAGCGUCAUCACGGAAAAGUACUUUCAACAUCUUCAUUCAGCCUGGACAUAG